AUGUCUCAUGUUGGCAUUCUACGAUGGCAUUCUCCUAAAACUGAGAAAGAUGCUAAAAGCUGGGAGAAGGCUUUGAAUCGGGGUGGUAAAUUCAAAAUCUCUAUGUCAACGAAAGUUUGCUCGAACCAUUUUGCUGCUGGGUAUUGUUCCGAUAUAUGCAGAAUACCGAUGUUAUAUAUGAAAGGUUAUCAAUCAAAUCCGACGAAACGUUCACUACCAACUGAAAGAUCUUCACUUUUACCACCACCUAAAGCACGGCAAGUUUUUCGUGAUGGAUCUGAUGACUUGAAUUUAUGCGACGUACCAUCACAAACACCUUUUUUGAACGGCCAUGAUUAUGACAACGCCAUAGAUAAUGAACAAUGUUCUCGUAGUAAAAUUUAUGAAAAUUGUGAUUCGUGCACUUCGAAGCGAAACAAAACUGUUACCAUUAUACGUCAACAAAUAAAAAUUCAAGAAUUGAUAAAUGAAAACAAUGAUUUAAAAUCAGGUUUACAUGUAAAAAAACCUUUUUCAAUAGACGAAAUCAAAAAUGACGAUAAAGCGAUAAGCCUGUAUACCGGACUGCAAAAUUAUGGUGUGUUUGAAUGGUUAUACAACCGUAUAAAACCAAAAGCUGAGAAGCUCAGUUACUUCAAGGGAGAAACCUCUUAUUCAAAAAGUAAUUCGAACAGAAAAAAGACAGGACCAAAAAGGAAACUCAACACGAAAAGUGAACUAUUUAUGACCCUCAUAAGGCUUCGGCUGGGGUUAGUAGAACGAGACCUGAGUUAUCGUUUUGAUGUUUCUCAAAGCACUGUGUCUCAAGUGCUUAGUGGACUAGAAAAACCUAGUUUAGCCAAAGCGCAAGCUCAAACGUAUUCUUCAUACAAAUCUAAAAAUACUUGGAAAAAACUGUUGUCGAUCACACCUUGUGGAACAAUUUCGUUCAUUUCAAAAUGCUAUGGUGGGUGUGCUUCAGAUUGGUAUAUAACAGAAACUUGUGGCAUUCUUGAGAAAAUUAACCCCGGUGACAACUUGAUGGCAGAUAAAGGUUUUAAUAUAAGUGAUCUGUUGGUUGGAAGAGGAUCAAAAUUGAUUAUUCCUCCGUUCUUGAAGGAUAAAAUUCGUUUUACCAGAAAAAACUGCAAUCGAACCUCUAAUAUAGCUAAGGCUAGAAUACACGUGGAAAGGGCAAUAGCUCGAAUCAAAGACUUUCGUAUACUCCAAGGUGCAAUACCAGUUACAAUGAAAGAUUUAUUGGAUGAUAUUUUUGUCAUUUGUGCUGCCAUCACUAACUUAGCUCCACCUCUUGUGCCAUUCUUGCGCUUGUCUUGUUUAUAUUUUAUAAAGUCCCCCAAUCAGGACAAGGCUUUUAUAUUUAAACCAAUCAUGACAGCGCGCAGUUCGAUAACGAGAAAUAAGUUGCGUAAUAUGAUCUCAGCGAGAAUCAACGACUGGAAGGUUAAGAAUAUAGAAAGGCUAACGCAAGGCGUUCACGGUAAAGUUCGGUCCAUAUGA
Hydractinia symbiolongicarpus is the source of this 1500-nucleotide messenger RNA. RefSeq lists its product as uncharacterized. The record is from RefSeq and is a predicted model, not a curated record. Lineage: Eukaryota; Metazoa; Cnidaria; Hydrozoa; Anthoathecata; Hydractiniidae. Bases 1 to 1500 code for a protein of 499 amino acids. The transcript has 4 exons.